This is a messenger RNA of Diversispora eburnea, 212 nucleotides long. The record is from the annotation of a GenBank genome assembly. Lineage: Eukaryota; Fungi; Glomeromycota; Glomeromycetes; Diversisporales; Diversisporaceae.
AAAAUUUUAAUGAUUAUGCAGAACGAAAAGUGAAAAAUGAGUUUAAAUAUCUCAAAGAUUCCAUUAUAGAUCUGAGAUACGGAAUGCGUAUGUUCCAUAAAAAGCUAAAGAAUAUUGUUGAACAAUGUCAGUAUAUAUAUUUAGAUAAUUAUGAUUAUAAUAGUGAUACAUCUGAUUCAAAUUGUUCUGAUAUUUUACCUAAUGUUGUUUCA